UCACAAUGAUAAGUGAUGCAAGAGGGCAAACGAAGGGAAGGGGGUGGGUGGCUGUUGGCCUUGGGGUUGGGUAACCGCAGUCGGCCUCUUCCUCCAGCGGGACCCUGGAAACUGGAAUCAGUCGAUGCUCUAGUGCAGUCCAGAUCACAAGGCGUCCGCGGCUGGCGACUGAGACUACGAGACAACGUUGAGGUUUCAAAGAUCACACUGAAGGAUCUCAUUAGCAAGAUGAAGUUAUCUGCUCUCCUGCUGUUGGUCUCCUUAAGUCUAACGGCUGCCAUCGACUGCGCGAACAAUGAGAUCGCCUGCUCCAACGGCGAGAAGUGCAUUCCACAAAGCUACAUCUGCGACGGUUUCGUUGACUGCACCGACGCUUCUGACGAAGACCCGGAACUCUGCAGCACAUGGAACAAAGCCCUAUGCCGUACUACCUCCGUCAGUUGCUUCAGAGACGGGGAGACGAAGUGCGUUGAAAUCUCCGAGUACUGUAGCUCUGAAUAUCCCAGCUGUGAAAGCGAACUGGACCCGCGAGUUUGUUCGAUGAUUGUGAGCAACUUCUCUUCACAAGGCGCAAAUGUCGAAAAGUCCAGGGAGCUGAUAAGUAGAUUUGGGUCUGUUCUUCAUAAAACCAUCCGUCACGAAAGCUGCCCUAAACUAUAUACCCUUGUUGGAGACCAGUGCCUCUCGGUUUUCUACGUCGGCAGUGUGAGCUGGGGCGAAGCUCGGGCUUUCUGUAAGGUCCUAGGCGGCGAUCUCUUGACGAUCAAGAACAUCACUCAGUUUGCAGACAUCGUCCAACACCUGCAGAGACUUGUGUUGCCAUCUAGCUUCUGGAUCGGGGGCUCAGUCCACAAUGACACUGUAGGGUGGACAUGGAUAGAUGGCUUCCCUAUGGAUAUGGGAUCUCCGUUCUGGGCUACAAGGUACACCCCAUUUUGCACAACGGCCAAAUUUGACGAAACCUGCUACCACUACUACCAGAGUCCUAAGGCGGUGCCCUUGGGCGAAUGUGCCAGCAUCUCUUUCCAACACUCCUACUACAUCUCUGACGAAGACUGCCUGAGGAAGAUGAGUCCUCUGUGCGUCUAUCAGGGAACCGAUUUCCCCAAAAGACCAGAGUAUUAAGAGCGAUUUCUUGAAUCCUGUGAAGGAGUCCUAGGAUCCUAAGGAAACGCCCUUGCAUUUUAAUUGCUAGUAUAGACCCUAAAGACGUGUCUUUAGAUCCUA
Molecule: messenger RNA, 1227 nt
Organism: Macrobrachium nipponense
Lineage: Eukaryota; Metazoa; Arthropoda; Malacostraca; Decapoda; Palaemonidae
Exons: 9
Coding region: 16-1125 (369 amino acids)
Molecular function (GO): protein binding
Source: RefSeq, a predicted model, not a curated record